Messenger RNA from Fulvia fulva, 501 nucleotides. RefSeq lists its product as uncharacterized. The transcript has 2 exons. Lineage: Eukaryota; Fungi; Ascomycota; Dothideomycetes; Mycosphaerellales; Mycosphaerellaceae. Bases 1 to 501 code for a protein of 166 amino acids. The record is from RefSeq and is a predicted model, not a curated record.
AUGGUCUCCUCAAAAUCGAUCUACUUCGCCCUCGCGGGCAUCCUCGCCCUCCUCGCACCACAAGCCCAGGCCUACGACCCGCAUAGAAAUUCCCCCGACUUCAACAUCGACCUCCAGCGCUAUUCCGACGGCGAGUGCCGCGAGCCUUACGGCAGAUGGCGCAGGGGCAAGACCGAUCAGCGCGUUAGGAUCAAAGGGCCCAAGCCCAAUGUCGGCGAGAGGUGCGAAUCGUUCAAGAAGGGUGAUGAUGCGUUCGGGAGCUUCGACUUCAAGUGGAAGCCGAGGAAGCACUAUGAGGCGGAUACGGCCCAAGACGAUCCGUGGAAGGGCAAGGGCGAAAAGAAGAGGUACUGCUACAUCGAGGUGUACGAGGAGAGAGAGUGCCAAGGAGAGGUAGUAGGCACUUUGAGCGAGGCGAAUCGGUGGGAACAGAUUGAGGAGUGUGCCGGCGGGUUUGAUGGAAAGGGACGCAGCGUGCUUCUGGUGUGUUCUGAUCACUGA